UUACUUGAUCAGGCUAAACCCAGUAAAACAUCAAACAGGAACCAAGCCCCCUCUCGCUUCACCCCCCGGAACCUCUCCCGGCGCCCAUGGCGGCCUCACCGGAGGCGGAUCCACCGCCGGAGACAGAGAGCGCAGAUAUGCACCCAUCACCAUCUCCACCUUCUUCUCCUCCUGCCCCUUGUCCUGCCCAAGAGAGCUCCUCCCUGGCCACCGCCUCUCCACCGGAGGCGGCUCAUCCCGGUCACGCCACCCUGGCCCCGACGCCGCCUCUAGAACAAGCCACUCCGGAGCGUCCGGAGGCGGACGAGCCUCCGCCGCCGAUCGACGACGGGGCGGACCCGCUGCCUUUACUCCCUCAUCCUCCGGAGGUGGCGCCCGCCGCUUCAGCUGUGCUUGAAGCGAUCUCCACGGAGAAGCCCGCUUCCCCUUUGCCGCGUCGGGAGGACGUGGCGGUUGAGGUCUCCCCCGAUGUGGCGGCUUCGGCCGCCUCGCCUCCUCCGUCUCCCCAAAUCGGGGAGGCCUCGCCGGAGGAUGCUCCACCACCGCCUUCGCCCCCACCUACUCCUCCGGAUACGACCUCGCGUGGUUCCCCGGAUCCCCCCACCGUCGAGGCUGCGGCAAUGCCGUCCCAGGAAGCCGCUUGGCCACCCCCUGCGCCCGAAUCGAUGGACGCGGAUUCACAAACCGCGCCCGCGCCGCUUACGCCGCCAUUGGAGAGUGGACCAGAAGGGUUGUCUCCACAGCAACAGCCGCGACCGCCAUCUCCGGAAAUGGCGCCUCCACUAUUUGAAAAUUCGGAGCCCGAGCAGACGCCAUCGCCUCUUCCUCCUCCGGCUGAAAGCACACACGCCUUUCUGGAUGGAGAGGCGGAUGAGGUAGUAGCUGUGGUGUCAGAAGCUUCUGCUUCACCGCCUGCAUUGGAGGCAAUGGACGGGGAGACGACCACCGCACCUGGUGUGCCACCAGCACUGGAGAGUGGUGUAGAGGUGUCAUUGCAAGAGCCAGUGCAGACAUCAUCUUCUCGCGGGAUGGAAGCUGAGCCCUGUUCACCUGAGAUGGCACCUCCGGGUUUUGAGAAUUUUAAAUCUCAAUGGCUGGCACUAACACCUCCUACUCUGCCGGCUGAAUUCACAGACUCUUUGGUAGAAGCGGCAGCCACCAAUGCUGUUGCUGUGGGCAUGAUGCUGGAGGCAGCGGCUGGGUCAGUGCCUGCAUUGGAGGCCAUGGAUGCGGAGAUGGACAUAUCACCUGGCCUGCAGCCACCGUUGAAGAGUGGAGCAGAGGGACAACUGCAACAGCAACUUCUGGGAUCAUCUUCUCCCAUGGCACAAGCUGCACCAUGUUCACCAGAUAUGCCGCCUCCGGGCUUUGAGAAUUGUAAGUUGUCAUGGAUACCACUACCGACUCUGGCUCCCCCAGCUGAAACCACAUACUCCUUACCAGAUGUGGCUGCCACCAACGAAGUGAAAGUGAUGUGUGCGGAAAAGGCUUGCUCGGUGCCGGCAUUGGAGGCAACAGAUGUGGGGACAAACACAGUGUGGAGCCUGCUGCCACCGAUGGAGAGUGGAGCGGGGGGUUCAUUGCAAGGGCCACUGCCAAGAGCACCUUCUCCCACAAUUCAAGCUGCUCCCUGUUCACCGGAUAUGGAACCCCCGGGAUUUGAGAAUUUCAGGUCAUCACAGCUACAGCUGCCCACUCCACCUCUGCUGCAAACUGCAUGCAUAAAUAUAAUGCAAGAUUCCGCCACCACCGGGACGGAUGAGGUAGUAGCUGUGGAUGUACAAAUGGAAGCUCCUCAGCCAUCUGCAUUGAAAGAGAUGGAUGUACACAUGGAUGCCACAUCUGCACUGCCACUACCAUCAGAUAAUCAAGCAGGGGGGUCAUUGCCACACAAAUCACCCCAGCUGCCUUCUCAAACCAUGCAUGGUACAGUCUGUUCGCUAGAGAUGGUGACUUCAGGGUACGAGAAUGUGGUGUCUUCGCAGCUGCUGCCAUCAGCUUCAGUUCUUCCUCUUGUUCAGACCCCAGACGCCUUGACAGAUGCAAUGACCAAGAAGACAGUCACAGUGGAAGAAGUGUGUCAUCCUCUGUAUGUAGUAGGAGCAGUGGAAGAGGCCAAAGGAUCUAUUCUGCCACCACCACUGGAGAAUGGGUGCGAGGGGCCAUUGCAAUGCCUAGAGCCUCAAGUGUCUUCUCCUAUGGUGCAGGCUGCGCCUAGUUCACCGGAGAUCGCUCCUGCGGGUUUUGAGAAUUUGGAGUCCUCUCAGCCGACCUCUCUCCAUCUAGCCGAGACAAUAGAUCCCUCACCACAGGCAUGUGCCACAAAGUCUGUGGCUGUUAAGUCAGAGGAAACGGCUCAGCUACCAUCUUCAUUGCAGGCAACAUAUACAGACUUGGAAAUUGCAAUUGCACUGCAGUCGCCAUCGAAGAGCGGAGAGGGUUCAUUGCCACAACCCCAGCAUCAUCCAUCUUCUCCAUCUGUGCAGGAUGCACCUUGUUCACCAGAAAUGGCACCCCCAGGCUAUGAAAAAUUGGACUCCCUGGAACAGCCGCUACUGCCACCACCACCUCUUUGCACAAAGUUUGAAAUGGGUCAGAUGGUAUGCGGAUGCUGUCGUGAACUUCUUGCAUAUCCUAGAGGUGCUGUUCAUGUUCAGUGUUCUGGUUGUUUGACAAUAAACCUUGUAUUGGAAGAACAUCAAGUUGGUAAGGCGUAUUGUGGGCAAUGUGAGACAUUGUUGAUGUACCCUUUUGGAGCUCCUGCAGUUAGAUGUUCCACCUGUCUUUUUGUCACCAAAAUUGGAGACCAGGAGCGUAAUGUUCGUCGUCGAAUAUUGAUGGAACAGGGUGGGUCGCCUCACCCGAAAGAGCAAACUCCCCAAGAGCUAUCUCAGGCCUAAUCAGGUUCGGUCAUGUAGCCUGGAUGAUCCCUGUAACGCCAGUAGCUUCAGACGCCGCCGUGGAUAACUCUCUGGUCUUCAAGUAUGGAUGGUGGUAAAGCCUUUAUCGUUGAAUGCCGCCGUGGGUAGUUUCAGAUCCAACCUGUAUGCAGGGUAAAAAGAACGAAAAAACAAACAAACACAAACGCGUGCUUAGAAUCAGAAAUGUGAAAAGAUGGCCGUUUUGCGGUCGCACUGCUA
Phragmites australis (common reed) is the source of this 3140-nucleotide messenger RNA. RefSeq lists its product as uncharacterized. Bases 87 to 2900 code for a protein of 937 amino acids. The record is from RefSeq and is a predicted model, not a curated record. The transcript has 4 exons. Lineage: Eukaryota; Viridiplantae; Streptophyta; Magnoliopsida; Poales; Poaceae.